This is a messenger RNA of Spinacia oleracea (spinach), 4410 nucleotides long. RefSeq lists its product as uncharacterized. Gene Ontology annotation, molecular function: microtubule minus-end binding; gamma-tubulin binding. The coding region runs from base 357 to 4004 and encodes 1215 amino acids. Lineage: Eukaryota; Viridiplantae; Streptophyta; Magnoliopsida; Caryophyllales; Amaranthaceae. The transcript is spliced from 14 exons. The record is from RefSeq and is a predicted model, not a curated record. Gene Ontology annotation, biological process: cytoplasmic microtubule organization; microtubule nucleation; spindle assembly. Gene Ontology annotation, cellular component: spindle pole; gamma-tubulin complex; microtubule organizing center.
UGCAACUCGCAAGAGUACCUUCCUCCCGGUAGUCCGGUACUAAGGUACACGGGAGUGUACCUAAAAAUUUGCGCUACAGUCAUCAGCUUUACUAAAAUCUUUUAAAACCAUUCUUCCCCCUAUUCCCCGCCUUUUUCCGUUUCCGCAUAUCUCCGGGACUCUGAGCUUCACAAAAUUGCUGGCGGCAGAUUUCUCUCUCCCCCGAAUCGUUUUUCGUUCGUCGAAGCUGUUCUCCGUUGAAAUCAAUUGAAAGUUUUUUGGUUCAUUAAGUCGUUGCAAUAUGUGUAAUUCUGAGAAGAAUGCAACAGUGACAAAACCCUAAUUUUGAGUCCUUUGAUCGUGUUUUUGGGUGGAAUAUGGCAGUAGAUUUGCAUUUUGAAGAAUCGUUGCUUCGACAAUUGAAGCUAGAAGAUCCAUGGCUUCCUCCUAAACCCUGGGAGUCUGUCCCUUCCGAAAGCGGCGCGUCAGUUUCUCUCUCCACAAAUCAUGUUUCUGCCCAUGGCUCUCUUUAUGACAUUUCCUCCGUUUCAGAGGCAAGCUUGGUGCGCCUGGUGUUGAAUGCAUUGCAAGGUGUGCAGUCAGCAGUUGUAAGUAUUGAGCAGCUCUCAAAGUUAUUUUGCGCAGAUCCUGCUGACAGAUCUGGUCAUCGAGUUCCAACUCUUUGGAAUAGAUCUUUAAGCACAUGUGCAUUGGGAAAGAUGCUAAAAUCUAUUGGCUUUUCUGGUUCCCUGGUUAUACUUCUUCAUAAGUUUGUAGAUUAUUUUACCAAUUCAAGUUUUGCUAGUGGCAUGAUGGAGAUAGGACUAGCAAAACCUGGAUCAGCUGGUACUGAUAUGGGGCAUCCUCCCCAAAGCCUUGUUAAUCAGGCAUUUGCAGUUGCUGUUCGAACAGUAUUGGAAGGAUAUUUAUGCGCAUUAGAUACAUUAAAUGUGUCAGUGAAUUUGAGGCGGUAUUGCAAUGAUGUCAAGUCAGUAUCCAAGGCUUCACAACAAGGUAGUCUCACAAGCAUCUCACAUUCUGAAGCCACCUUGCUGGAGACUUAUCUUCACACGAAUGAACUGAGAACUCAAAUUCAGGUGCUUGGGCAUCUUUGUCUUUUAAGUGAUUCGGCUCUCUGUUUCUCAGUAAGUUCCUUUGAGGAUCUGAUUGUCAAAGCAAGUGCGGAAGUUCAUAACUUCCCUAGGGGAGGGAAGUUGCUCACUUUUCUUUAUAAACAACUGCAGGCUGUCGAUCCGGCUCACUGCAGUCUUCUUAAGUUCCUUUUUCUGCGGUCACUUGAACCAUACUGUAGAUUCAUCAGAUCGUGGAUUUAUGAGGCCAAGAUUAGUGACCCAUAUGGCGAGUUUGUAGUAGAGUAUUCCGCAGAUCCUCCACCUAAUUCACAUGGUAAAGCUGGCAUCCCUGUUGACUUCCCAUUGGCAUCUAUUAGGGAACAAGAUGGAGUUUCUAUUCCUUGUUUUCUUGGAGAUGUUUUAAUUCCAUUGCUGAGAGCAGGCCAGCAACUGCAAAUGGUUAUGAAAUUGCUUCGACUGUGCAAUUAUGUUCAUGCUGGAGAAGAUACGUUUGAGGAUAUCCUUCCAUGCUCAAGUGACUUCUGUAGUGGUGAAAUUUCUGUUUUUCCUUUAAGUUUCAAUAAAGGAGAAAUUGAAGCCAUUGUACUCUCAAGGAAGAACUUCUACUGCAAGAUGCAUGAAAAACUUGAUAAAUUUAUGGACACUUUAAACAUUAAGUAUCGUCAGGCAGUUUUGUAUGACGCAGCCUCUGUUUGUACCAGUUAUAUUGGAGGAAACAUAGAUGUUCAAUAUCCUUCUAAUUUGGAUGAGACUCUGGAUUUCGCUUCAGCUGCUGAUAAAAGAGAUCUAAAUCAGGAUAUAGAGGUCUCUAGCAUGGAAGAGGAUUUCUCUUAUGCAUUGGAUGCUCUGGAGCCUUCUGAAUGUUCAUCGACUAAUGAUUCGGAUGAGCAAAUUGAUGCUGGACGGUCACUUGAUGUUCAUGAUAGAUUGGCAUGGUCUGAACCAAAUUAUUUAUCUUCUUUGUGUUUCUCUAGCCUCUCUUCUGGAAAACCUUUGGAAGAGGUUUCUCUAAUUAAACAACCACCCUCUAUGCAUAAUGACUUCAUAGAUCCUUGCUCUGAGAAGGGUACCAUCAGGAAACAUGAUGCUUCAUGCACAGAGCUAGUUCAGAUGUCGAGACCUUGGAUAUCUGAAAUUCAAUAUUCCGAUGAAGUACCUCUUCUUGGAUGGCCUCUAGGGGGUCUCAAUAAAAAUCCUUUAAGCAUCAACCAAACUUUCAAAGAUGACAUAAUUUCGCGUGUUAGUGGCAGAGAUCAGGAUAUGAUCAUGCCAAGUAUUAGUAAGCAAUCUGCACCUGAGAGUAUAUUGAUUCGUAAUGAAGGUCAGGGGGAUGAAUUUUCCUCAUCAAGUUCGUAUCUCGUUCAGUCAUGGAAUGCUAGAUACUCCAGCAAUGUUCUCAGUAUGAACCCCAUGCUGACAAAAAAUGCUUUUCUUCACGAUGUAAACAAACACAGAGAGAGCUUGUCCAAAGUUAGCAAAAGUUUCCCUUUAUUUGACUUUUUGUCAGCCACUGACCCUUUCAAGGUGUACAACAGAAGGAUAUCUGUUGACCAAAGGCACCAUAAUGAGCAUGACCUUUUUCCCUUCACUGAUACUGAAACUUCAGCUGUUGGGAAUGUUAACGUCUCUGGAAGGAUGCAGAAGGCGGAGGAUGUCCGAUUAGAUAAGGAUCAUAUGGACCAAUCUGGGUCUUCUUUGAAACCGAAGAACAAUUUAGAGGCCCAUCUGAAAAAUCCAUGUGGAGGGGGUCGCUGGCAAGUAUUGCUCUGUGGAUCUCCCAGAGGGGACCAUGAUACUAAUAGAGAGCCUGAGGAUGGCAAAGAGGCUAUGUUUGAAAUGCCACUUGAUUUUAUUAUUGACAAAUGCCUGAUGCAGGAGAUUAUGUUACAAUACAUCUAUGUAAGCAGGCUGAGUAUCAAGUUGCUGGAAGGAGGUUUUGAUCUGAAGGGGCAUUUUCAUGCUCUGCGGCGGUAUCAUUUUAUGGAAAUAGCAGAUUGGGCAGAUUUAUUUGUUACCUCUCUCUGGCAUCAUAAAUGGUAUUUUACUGAGGCAGAUCAGAAAAUUCCAGAAAUUCAAGGGCUACUUGAGUCAUCAAUCCAGAGGUCUUCAUGUGAGAGAGAUCAUACUAAGGACCGCUUAUAUGUUUUUGUGAAAAAUACGAAUAAGACUCCCUUUUCAACUACAGCACUUGGGCUCCAUUCAUUUGAUUUUAUAGGGCUUGGUUACAGAGUCGAUUGGCCAGUGACUAUCGUGUUGACCCCAAAUGCAUUGAGAAUAUAUGCCGAGAUAUUCACUUAUCUCGUACAACUCAAGCUUGCUGUUCUGUCUUUGGCUGAUGUGUGGUGUUCCUUGAAGGGUUUUAAGCAUCUAAUCAGUGACACUGGCGAACAGCAUCAGCUGGCGAGGACUAAAUUUAACUGCAUUGUAAAAUUGAGGCACCAGGUUAAUCAUUUUGUAUCUACGUUGCAGCAAUAUGUGUUAUCACAGUUAUCGGAUGUAUCCUGGUGUAGAUUCUGCUUCUCCCUUAAGCAUGAGGUCAAAGAUAUGAUGGAUUUAGAAUCUGUGCAUAUGGCCUACCUGACAGAUUCAUUGCGCAUAUGUUUCCUAUCUGAUGAAACUCUAUCCAUUUCAAACAACAUUGAGAAAAUUUUGCAAUGUGCCCUUGAUUUUCGAUCAUGCCUUGCCAAUGGACUGGGAGAUUUUAAAUCUGACAACCAGAGUUUAAUAGACCAUAUGUCACAGAUCAAUAUUCCUCAGGCAGUUCUGAUCAAGAAAAAAUUUGAAACAAAUCUAAAUGAAUUACAUUCAUCUUAUCUCAAAUCUUCUAAGCACGGGGAGUUCGGCCUUCCUCGGUUUUGGACCUGCCUGAAUUACAACGACUAUUACUCAGAUGGUUUUGGUAAUCAUAUGUGCACGACAUUCUCUUGGUAGAUGAAUGACUUGAAAGAGCUAAUCGUAAUUGGUUGUGUUGGGAGUUUGAUCGUGGAAUCUGAUCAUCCGGUGUGUUUUUCUGUAACCUUUCUGGGAUUGUAUUGUAAAUCCUCCUUUUAACAGUUCCAGUGGCUUUGAGUUCAUAUCUAUGAAUUGGUGUAAUUGAUUUCUGUAGUUGAGUUCUACGUGCAAUUGUCUUUUAUGCAAUACAUGAAUGCAAUCAGUUUAGCUGGUAUUCGGAAAGCUUCCUCGUGUUACGAAGUAUUUGAUCAAGUUUGUGAAUUAAACCACCACCUUGUCCUUAUACGUAGUACAUGUUCAAAAAGUGUACAUGUCUCCUAUAUAUCUCAUGAAAAAUACUUUGUACAAUGAAUAUACAAUGAUGAUUUUUUGCCCAUUACUUCAA